CCACAGGAAGCUACCGCACUAGAAUUAAGUAUGGCGGCUGUGGUGCAAGAUCACGGAAGCAAACAUGUGGACGAAAAAGAGGAUAUUAUAGAGGACGGUGAUGAGGAGGAUGACGCCGAGGACGACGCUGGACCCCAGGACGCCGCCAAGAAAAAAAAGAAACGGAAGAAGAAGAAAAAGAAAGGUCCUCAAGAAGCCAACGGGAUAGAGCCAGGGUCAACUCAAGUGUCAGAGGUAGCAGCCGCGCUCGAGAACCAACAUAUCGAUGGCACAGGCGACAAGACCGAGGAGAAAGGUGAUGGAGAGGAAGCAAAGAAGAAGAAAAAGAAGAAACCUAAAGGUCCGAAGCAGCAGACUGAUCCGCCAUCGAUUCCAAUCUGUGAUCUGUUCCCCGAUGGUAACUUUCCAAUUGGAGAGGAAGUGGAACACCCCAUCCCAAAUGACAGCCGUACAGGAAAGAACCGACUGACUGAUCCAGAGAAGAAAGCUCUGGAAAGCAUGUCGCAAGAGCAGUACAAGGAGAUUAGGCAGGCAGCUGAAGCACAUCGCCAGACACGGCAGUAUAUGCUGAAAGUUAUAAAGCCUGGAAUGACUAUGAUUGAAAUAUGUGAAACCCUGGAGUCUACAGCUCGCACACUUAUCAAGGAGAAUGGGCUGAGCGCAGGGCUUGCAUUCCCCACGGGUUGCUCCCUCAAUCACUGUGCCGCACACUACACACCGAACGCAGGCGACCCAACGGUGCUGGGCUACGACGAUGUGUGCAAGAUUGACUUUGGCACACACAUCAAUGGCCAAAUUAUUGACUGUGCCUUCACCCUGACUUUCAACAACAAAUAUGACAAACUGCUAGAAGCGGUACGAGAUGCCACUAAUACAGGAAUAAGGACGGCUGGAAUAGAUGUCAGGCUUUGUGACAUUGGCGAGGCAAUUCAAGAAGUCAUGGAAUCUUACGAAGUGGAACUCGAUGGCAAGACUUACCAGGUGAAGGCCAUUCGCAACCUUAAUGGUCACUCGAUCGGGCCAUACCGGAUCCAUGCUGGGAAGACAGUGCCUAUUGUGAAGGGAGGAGAAGCAGUGAGAAUGGAGGAAGGUGAAGUGUACGCCAUUGAAACCUUUGGCAGCACGGGCAAAGGCUAUGUGCACGAUGACAUGGAGGUGUCGCAUUACAUGAAGAAUUUCGACGCUGGUCGUGUGCCACUGAGGCUUCCACGUUCCAAGCAGCUGCUUGGUGUCAUCAACCAGAACUUUGGCACCCUGGCCUUCUGCCGCCGCUGGCUUGACAGGCUGGGCCAGACAAAGUACCUCAUGGCUCUCAAGGAUCUCUGCGACAAGAGCAUUGUGGACCCGUACCCGCCUCUGUGCGACACCAAGGGGUGUUAUACGGCCCAGUUUGAGCACACCAUCCUGCUUCGCCCGACGUGCAAGGAGGUCAUCAGUCGUGGAACAGACUACUGAGAUACCCCAAAAGUGCUGGUGUUGUUAUAGACCAUCCCGCCACACAGCAGUGGUCUAGAAUGCAAGCUAGCAAUGCAGCUGGGGUACCGCUCCUCCGAAUGACAGUAAUUUUUAGUGUCUUGCAUACUCCUUCAUUUCUGGGUGUGUGCUGUGCAGCCCACUGGUAAAGGCAACUUGCAAAUGCACAGCUCACAGUUUGGGAGCUCACCAGGCGCAGUUGCCAGCUGAAGCAAUGCCAGUGAACUGUGCCACUGCGCACUGGAGCCUGUGUCAUGUAGUGGAAGUCUGCCUCAAAACUGGGCACCUCCAAGCUUGCCACAGUGCAAUAUGUGUACCUGUGCUCACACAUUCUCUUUUAAAGUAGACUGCACGGUACACUGAGGGCUUGGGAACAUUAUAGGAGGAUUUUGGAGACAAAUUUAGGGGCCAUUAGAAACAUGCAAGAAUGCAGCUGGCAAGGACAGAAGUGUUUUUCUGAUUGAUUGGAACUAAUUUGCAUUUUUAGACAUCUGCAUGAACUCAUGACUGUGUACGUUUAGCCCUGUUGUUAACUGGUGCCUGAGUUAGGUUGCAGAACUGUGGACAUUGCAGAAAUUGUAAUGUUGGAGCUAUGUGGGAUAGUUGUUUUUGCCAAGGAAAGAGUGAGUAGUUUUCAAAGUAAAAAAAUAUAUAUAUAAAAAGCCCGAGAAAGAUUUCAUUUGAAUUCCACAUUACCUCUUUUCUUCACCUAUUUUAACCUGCACUUAUUGUCUCGUGGCCACAGGUUAUGAAAUUCUCAGGUGUCAUUAUAGUUGUGGGAUGAGUUUGUGGUAUUCUGGGUGUUAUUCUCUUGAAAGUAGAGCACAUAUACACAUGGCUGGUGCACCGACAACAUGAUUGUGCAUUAGUUCUUUUUCUCAUUUUUUUCAAUGGGCUUGAGUUGGGAGGGUCCCAUCAUUACCACAGGCAAUUGCUUUCUGGUUGUCUUGGUGUUGCACUUGUGCUGCUGGCAUUAUAAAAAGCUGAACAUUUUCUUUUUUAUCACCAGCUUUCAUUUAUGCAGAGCAUUAACAUUGGAAGAAAACUUUAUCACAAUGCCACCGUUGAGACUGGCCUACAAAAUUUGCCAGUAGCAUGCUAACUUGCCUUUUAGAUCACUGCCUGCUCUCUUGCUGUUGUGCUUCCUUUAUUUGGAAGCAAAGUUGAUGCCCCAUGUAGCUUCUUGCUUGUUGAUUAGUUUGUAUUUUUGUUAAAUGGUAUAUUCUGUUGA
Dermacentor albipictus is the source of this 2704-nucleotide messenger RNA. RefSeq names its product methionyl aminopeptidase und (gene und). Gene Ontology annotation, molecular function: metalloaminopeptidase activity. Lineage: Eukaryota; Metazoa; Arthropoda; Arachnida; Ixodida; Ixodidae. Gene Ontology annotation, biological process: proteolysis. Gene Ontology annotation, cellular component: cytoplasm. The record is from RefSeq and is a predicted model, not a curated record.